Molecule: messenger RNA, 848 nt
Organism: Quercus robur (English oak)
Lineage: Eukaryota; Viridiplantae; Streptophyta; Magnoliopsida; Fagales; Fagaceae
Product: putative glycine-rich cell wall structural protein 1
Exons: 1
Coding region: 1-651 (216 amino acids)
Source: RefSeq, a predicted model, not a curated record
AUGGAUAAAAAUCAAACAAUAAGGUUUAUAUGGGUUGUCCUGUUUAUUGCCAUUGGUGUUAUUGGGAUGAAAGGUGAUGAGAUAGGAAAUGGCACGGCCAAUUCUCAAAGCAACACUACUUCUUUAGCUCUUCAAGGAAAUGAAGAUACAGGAGGAUGGAACAAAACCUACAAUGAAGUUGAAAUCAACAAAAAGAAUAGAUAUAAUGGUGCAUAUUAUAGAAGAGGUGGAGGUGGAGGUGGAGGUGGUGGUGGAGGUGGGGUUGGGGGUGGCGGUGGAAGAGGCGGCAGCGGCGGUAGUUACAGAUGGGGCAGCGGCGGUAGUUAUAGAUGGGGAUGGGGUGGUGGUGGAGGAGGGGGAGGGGGAGGAGGAGGGGGAGGAGGUGGUGGUGGUGGUGGUGGAUGGGGAUGGGGGGGUGGAGGGGGUGGUUGGUAUAAAUGGGGUUGUGGAGGACAACCAAAACAUGGUAAAAGAAAGGGAAGAGGAGGAGUAGGCAUGAACAAGAAGGAAGAAUAUAAGCUAGGAGAGUUUGCCCAAUGCAUGGGUCGAGGAAGGUGUAGAGGCAUGAGAUUGGAUUGCCCACUUCACUGUGGUGGACCUUGCUUUUAUGAUUGCCAACAUAUGUGCAAGGCUCACUGUCGACGGUCCUGAUUUGCUUGCUACCUCUCCAAUUCUGAAUUAUUUCUCGUAGUUGAGUUCUUCAAAUAUUACAGAAGCAUACUAUGACGAGUAGUGUUUUUCUUUCCAUUCCAAGAAUCUUGGGUUGGGGUCCUUGGGGAUGAUUUGGAUUUCAGAUAUUCUUUAAAAAAAAUAAAUAAAUGGGUUUGUUUGUAUGCUUGAUUUUAUAU